Molecule: messenger RNA, 1623 nt
Organism: Rhododendron vialii
Lineage: Eukaryota; Viridiplantae; Streptophyta; Magnoliopsida; Ericales; Ericaceae
Product: F-box protein CPR1-like
Exons: 2
Coding region: 74-1168 (364 amino acids)
Molecular function (GO): protein binding
Source: RefSeq, a predicted model, not a curated record
ACCCCUUUUUCAAUCACACAUUUUACAAUAGAGACACGGAGAGAACUGAGGCAGAGAUAGAAGGGAAGAGAAAAUGCCGGAUUUCCCGAUAGAUUUGAUCGUCGACAUACUCUUGUGGCUUCCCGUGAAACCGCUUUUGCGUUUCAGGUGCGUUUCUAAACCGUUUUGUGCUCUCAUAGACAGUCGCAAUUUCAUCAAAUCACAUCUCAAGCGAUCUACCCGAACUAGAAACCAUCUCACCCUCGUACUCUGGGAUUAUGUUGAUUGUAUCCCAUCUUCGGUUAACUUCGAUUCGCUGGUUAACUUCGAUUCGCUGGAUAAUGCCGUAGAACUCGACCACCCUUUUGGGUCUAGUUUUUGGCCCACUGCAAUUGCGGGUUCUUGUGAUGGAUUGAUUGGUUUGCGUAACGAUGAAGAAUAUAGUCUUGCUAUUUGGAACCCAUCUACCCGAAGGUGCCAAAGGUUACCAUUUACGAAGAUUGAUUACCCUGGCUAUGAUAUCUAUUUCAAGCAUGAAAUGUACGGUUUGGGGUAUGACUCCGUUACUGAUGAUUAUAAGAUGGUGAGGUUUGUUCAGUUUUUUCAACGUGGUACAGACAAUUUUGUCUCCUCAGUUGAGGUCUACAGCAUGAAGUCUAAUUCAUGGCGAAAGAUUCGGGAUUUCCCUUAUUGUCUCUAUCACGAGCAAUGUUGUGCCGUGCUUGUUGGAAGUGCUUUACACUGGGUAGUGCGUCGAUUGCCUUCUGAUACUGCCAAAAUUGUUGCUGCUCUUGAUCUUACAACUGAGGACUAUCGAAUAGUGCCACAACCUGAAUUUUCUGACAAUGCCUUUGACAUGGAUGUAGCAGAGUUGGGAGGGUGUCUAUGCAUACUUUGUGAUUAUGUCCAAGUCCGAGUUGAUGUGUGGGUGAUGAAAGAUUGUGGAGUGAAGGAAUCGUGGAGCAAACUAUUUUCUGUAGCACAACCGGAAGUGAUUCAAUCAUUUGAUUCUUUGAUUCCUGUAGCUUAUUCAAAGAUUGGUUGUGAAGUCCUAUUGGUUCAAGACAAUACAAAGCUUGUUUGGUAUGAUCUCGAGCAUAAAACAAUUAAAAAGAUCAAGACUCAUGAUAUAACGGAUGGUUUUGAGUCAUUUGUCUGUGUCGAAAGCCUUGUUCCACUUAAUGGAUGAUGCGUUGUACUCAAUGAAGAGGGUGAAACUUAUGCCACGGAUUAGCACGAUAAAAGGAAGGAGAAGAAUACACCAAAUCAGAAGGGUAACCAGAGGUUUUUUUGUAUGAUCACUGCCGUGAUGGUUCGAUUAGAUAAGUGGGCAUGUCAACUGAGUACUGAGGAUCAGAAAUUCAAAGAAAAGAAAAGAAAGAAGACCAAUAUACUGGUAGUAUAUCAUAAGGGUAACCUGUAUGUAUGUGUGACGAAAAUACAGUGGGGAACUCUUGCAGUUAACGUAUCCCUUUUGUUUAGUGAUAAUUAUGGUUUGUGUAUACUUCGCUUAGUGUACUUUAUGCUAAAGUAAUCAAUAGCCAUCUUUUGGCAUGUAAUGGAUCCCUUCUUGUGUAAUGAAGUUCGUUGGGGCUUCAGUUUAAUGCUUUGCAUGGGAACUAGUAAUGUUGGAUCCUUCUUCAA